UCGAUAAAGAAAGAGUGGCCCAUAGGGACGGGUAAACAAAUCACACCAUACACUCGGAACUACAUCGGGAGGUUACAUCCGUUCUAAACCAGGUUGAUAGGAAUUUCAAACAGUUAUAUACAGAACAAGUUGGGGAUAUUUAAGAUGGAAAUGGCAGUUGCGCAUGUCCAAGAAUACAGCUGGCAGUGUGAUAAAUCACUAGUUGAGUGUCUGGAUCAUCUCUUCACGUCCAGUGUAUCAUAUGACGUCACGUUUCUUGUUGGUGAUGGCAGAACUAGGAUUUCCGCACACAAAACUAUUCUGAUAAGCAGAAGUCCAGUAUUUUACGCAAUGUUGGAUGGUCAGAUCACCGAAAAGGACGAAAUAACCAUUACAGACAUCCAGCAUGAUGUUUUUACAAUGUUUAUGAGAUAUCUGUAUACAGACGAAAUUCACCUAACAGUUGCCGUAGCAACGCCCGUGUUAUCUGCUGCCAGGAAAUAUAUGGUGGACCGUCUGGUGAAAAAGUGUGAAUCAUUCAUCAAGAGUUCUCUUACCACUGAAAAUGUAUGCUCCGUGCUGGAACAAAUCCAUCUGUAUACCGAGGAAAGCUUAAAAGAUGACUGUCUAGGUGUGAUCGCGCGAUCGGCAGAAAAAGUUUUUAAAUCAUCAAGUUUUGUUGAGCUGUGUGACGCAUGCGUGAAGAGCAUCACAGAAUCUGACGACCUGGCGGUGGAGGAGAGCGCGGUGUACGAGGCGGUGAUUCGGUGGUCGGAAGCGGAGUGUGGGCGUCAGGGUCUGGAGGUGACUGAUAUUAACAGACGGGCGGUACUGGGGGACAUCCUUUAUACUGUCAGGUUCCCCAUCAUUGACGCAGGCUACUUGUCACGACAUAUCCUGUUAAGAGAUGUUUUGACGCCAGAACAACUGCUCAGCAUCCUGAGAUAUCAGCAGGACUGCAAAGCAUAUCCAUGUACAGAGUUUUGUGUUAAGAGACGAAUGCCACUAAAAACUGAAAUUGAUCCUUAUGACGAAGUUGUACAUGUGGUGGACUCAAAAACUUCCAGGCGCAAUAUAAAACUAGCUCGAAAGCAAAGUCGGUUACGGGGGUCACGUGGCUAUUUACUAGACCAACUGGAGUGAUUGUUAUAUCAGUGGGGAGG
Molecule: messenger RNA, 1142 nt
Organism: Pecten maximus
Lineage: Eukaryota; Metazoa; Mollusca; Bivalvia; Pectinida; Pectinidae
Product: BTB/POZ domain-containing protein 6-like
Exons: 3
Coding region: 145-1122 (325 amino acids)
Biological process (GO): neurogenesis
Cellular component (GO): cytosol
Molecular function (GO): protein binding
Source: RefSeq, a predicted model, not a curated record